UAACUCAACUCGAGCAUUUCCCCAUACGUUAGAAUCAAACAUAUUCCCAUGCUCACGAUAGAUGAUGAUAUCAUCCCGAUAAGGGCACCGUAUAGCUUCACCGGUGAAUUUAUUUCAGUUGCGAAAUUGUGUUAUCUCGGAUAACUUAUCUGAGACUCUGUCUCUCCUCGGGCAAUGAUUGACUGACAGAGCAGCAAAAUAUUGAUUAAAAACAUGGUGCUGUGACAAAGUGAAAAUGGUUAAAUAUUUUAGGAAGAAUAUAUCCCUGUCGGACUUCUGGGUGUCGUCUCACGAGCGUCUGAGUGAUUUCUACGCGUCGUCAUGGCAACGCGGAGAUUCACCGGUGCCGCUGUUGGUGAUACGGCUGGCAGUGGCGUUUGUGGCGCUGGCGAUCCUCGCGUGGUCCGUGUACGAAGCCCCGGUGCCACACUGGCUGAUCUACCUGACCAAUUGGGGUUUAGUGCUGGUUUCAGCGAUGGCUGUCAGUGGCCUACUUGUGUCUUUCAGUGCCGUGAAGAAGAUUCUACCAGAUGAAGGCAUACUACCGUGGUACGUGUCGAUGUACUGGUUGUUCUACAACAUAUCUGGCACUAUUGCUAUAGUUAUCACUCUGCUGUAUUGGCUACUACUGUUUGAUUCAAGCCUCUAUGUGGUUCAAGACCGCUUGUUCUGGUUGGAGACGGUAACGCACGGGUUCAACACUAUCCUGGUCCUGAUAGAGUUGUUCGCCUCUCGCACGCCGCUUCGUUUCGCCCACAUCUACCAGCCCCUCGGCGUGGGUGUGUGGUACGCCGUGUUUUCUGUGAUAUACUAUGUCGCCGGAGGCACUGAUGGCCUAGGGAACCCGUUUAUUUACGAGAUUCUGGACUGGAGCCGGCCGGGCCCCACAACUGUACUGGUAGUGGCUACUUCAGGUGGCCUUAUCAUGGUGUACUCAGCGCUGUGGGGCGUCACCGUAGCUCGAGACAAGCUGACUGGAGCGCUCAUACGGACUACCAGCCAUACCCUGCCAUUUACACCACCCGACAUCGGCGGAUUUGCCUAACCUGCGACUCCAAAAUAUUUGAACCAUU
This is a messenger RNA of Cydia splendana, 1073 nucleotides long. RefSeq names its product protein rolling stone-like. The record is from RefSeq and is a predicted model, not a curated record. NCBI's taxonomy places the organism in Eukaryota, Metazoa, Arthropoda, Insecta, Lepidoptera, Tortricidae. The transcript has 4 exons. The coding region runs from base 236 to 1045 and encodes 269 amino acids. Gene Ontology annotation, cellular component: membrane.